Molecule: messenger RNA, 3179 nt
Organism: Paramormyrops kingsleyae
Lineage: Eukaryota; Metazoa; Chordata; Actinopteri; Osteoglossiformes; Mormyridae
Gene: hdac10
Product: histone deacetylase 10
Biological process (GO): epigenetic regulation of gene expression
Molecular function (GO): deacetylase activity
Source: RefSeq, a predicted model, not a curated record
CUCACGAACUGGUCCACAUCUCUGAUGUCCUCCAUGCUAAAAGCGCAGCACUCGUGUAGGAAACGGCCAUAGCCCUGCCAAAGCGCCAGUCUGUACAGCUGAGGAAAAGGGUUACACGACACCUGCUAGAAGGUGCAUCUGCAAAGGGGGAACUGUGGGUGACUGAUGGCCGGGAUCGUGUGGAACAGAAGAGAAACCCUCUGAAUUUUAUUUAUUAACAAAAAAACUAACAGUUAAUACCCACCUUAAUUUCAGAGAGAAAAUCAGCAAUUUGCAACAACUGCUUUUCGUAGUAAUAUGCAGGAAGACGGACUUUAUACUUGUUCCAUAUUUCAAAAAGCUUUUUUGACCUACAAACGCAUAAAAGGUCAAAAUGAACACGACCAUUCAUGUUGCUGAAAUUGUAGGAGAUGGCUUCUGGAACUGCACUUAUUUAUGAUGAAGAAAUGACUCGCUACAAACUUCUUUGGGUGGAUCCGAUAUGUAAGAUUGAGGUUCCGGAGCGACUGGUGGUGAGCUAUGCAGCGCUGCAGAAAGCGGGUUUAACUCAGCGCUGCGUCGCGCUGCCCGUCCGCGAAGCCACGGAUGAAGAUAUUCUUCUGGCACACAGCACUGAAUACCUGGAGGCUGUGAAGAAAACUCCUUACAUGACCUUGGAGGAGCUGAUGACUUUCGCUGUGCCAUAUGGAGAUGUUUACUUCCAUCCAAACAUCUACCACUGUGCUAAGCUGGCUAUUGGUGCCACCCUAAAUCUGGUGGAUGCCGUAAUGACCGGGAAGGUGAGGAAUGGCAUAGCUUUAGUCAGACCUCCAGGGCAUCACAGUCAGCGUAGUACUGCAAAUGGCUUCUGCAUAUUCAACAACGUGGCCAUCGGCACCCUCUAUGCCAAGAAGAAAUACAAUGUCCGCAGGGUGCUCAUAGUGGACUGGGAUAUACAUCAUGGACAAGGUCUACAGUACUGCUUUGAGGAAGACCCGGAUGUGCUCUACUUCUCCUGGCACCGCUACGAGCAUCAGAAGUUCUGGCCGAACUUACGAGAGUCUGACUAUGACAGUGUGGGCAAGGGCAGAGGGGCCGGCUUCAACAUUAACCUGCCGUGGAAUAAGGUUGGAAUGGACAGCAAUGAUUACCUCUCUGUGUUCUUUCAUGUUCUUCUCCCUGUGGCCUAUGAGUUUAACCCAGAAUUGGUCAUGCUGUCUGCGGGGUUUGAUUCUGCCAUUGGGGACCCAGAGGGUGAAAUGUGCGCCACGCCUGAGAUCUUUGGCCACCUCACUCACCUGCUGAUGUCACUGGCUGGGGGACGGCUCUGUGCCGUCUUGGAGGGUGGCUACAACCUGACGUCUCUUCCCCAGUCGGUGUGUCAGACUGUACAAACUCUACUGGGAGACCCCGUCUCUCGCAUUUCGGGGCUGAGCAGCCCCUCUAAGAGUGCUCUGGAAUCUAUUCAGUCUGUCCGAAGUGUACAUCAGCAGUACUGGGCCUGUUUCAAACAUGUGGUGUUGAUCUCCAUAGCUGCUAAGCCAGGUUAUGAGCCUCACACCAAGCACUCUAAGCUAGAAGCUGGACAGGAUGGCCUGCAGCCAGGGGAGGAGACCAAGGAGAUUUCAUGGCCAGAGCCUCUGCUCCGGCUUCCCCCCCCAACUCGGACUGCAGUUGCGCUGCCUGCUGGCCUGGAGGACUCUGUUCCUGAGAGCUGCAAGCGUGUGACUGAGACCUUGCUGACACCAGAAGAGGCUGCUGAAAAACUCGGGAAUUUGAACAUCCAAGACCUGAAGAACAAGGAUCUUCUACAGUCUCUGGGAAACGUGCAGUCUCUUGUGGAUAAAAUUGAGAAAAAACAGGUGCGUAAUGGCCUGCUUUUGGUGCCCGACCUCCGCAAGACCCUGGCCUUUGCCGUCCAGCAUGCCCUAAUCUCUCUCACGGACAGAGUGCUGUUGGUUUUCCUGGGGAACGAGGCACCAGUGGAGGUCCGGGUGGAUGGUAAACUCAUGUUGGUACAGUUCUGCAGUACAGAGCCUCAUGAGCCCAAGUCCAAACAUCAUAUUCCUGUGAUGAUGAAGGGCUUCGGUGACGUUCCAGGGUUCCUUCAUGCAGUGCUGACCCUCCUGCUACCUCUGGCUUAUGGGUAUGACCCUGGUCUGAUACUGGUGGCCAUGGGCAAAGGCAGCGGAAUGGGGGUGGCAGCCUGGACCCAGCUGACCAGCCUGCUGCAGGGACUUGCCGAAGGACAAAUGCUGGUGCUCAUGCAGCAGGGGGAUGAGGAGGAGACCAUAAGGACUACAGCUGCCUCUUUGCUCGGGGAGCCGGCCCAGUCCCUGGGGACCCUGGGGGACCCUCUCCCAGAAAGCAUGGAUGCAGUUGAGAAACUGAGACUGAAGCUGGAGACACAGUGGGGCCUGUUACAGACGAGAGGUCAAAACCUCCCGAGGGAACCUGAGUGCCUUGAACAGCGGAAGGAGGAAGUGGACCCCUGAAGAACUGAAAACGGUCCUCUUCAUCUAUAGAGCACAGCCCCGUGUUCACCAUGGAAAAAGAGGAUGCAAGUCAAUGGAUGACUGUAUUUACAGAGUAAAGCCCAAUCUUUAUGUCCCACAAGAGGCUUACUAAAAUUUAUUGAGGAAUCCGAAGCAGGUGUAGUGGACGUUAGCGGACAUGUUUUACCAUGUGUGCAGCAUGUGGCAAGAACCGAUUGUGUUGCCAUUAAAUACGGUUAAUUAGACGUGUGUGAUACUGUAUCUUAUGUUAUGCAGUGUCUUUGGCCUCCCCCAUAAUAAUCAAAGUAUAAUCAAUAAUCAAGUCAACAUUGACAUAUGGGACAAAACCGGACGCAAAAGUUCACCACUUUAGUCAAGUCUGCACGCACGUAUUUACAUGUAUGUAAGCUUUAUUUCUUUGGGAAUAGUCUGUAGGGUUUGCAAACUGCCACAAGCCUCUUGAUUUAGCUAGUUUUAGUUUUAUAUUGAAAUAAAAUAGAUUUGCAGUAAGAGUUUUUGCAUGAGUGAGAGUCUGAGAGAGUGAGUGUCACCAGAUGUCUGAGAGUUGGCAACCCUGUGAUGGGUUUCUUUAUUUAACCAAAGGAAUUUAUGUGCCUUAUUAAUACAGAUUCAUGCUCACUGGUUGCCACGAUUCCUCUUAACUUUGUGCCAAAGGUUAUUUGAUAAUAAAAUCACUGCUCAGUU